This is a messenger RNA of Nilaparvata lugens (brown planthopper), 3462 nucleotides long. RefSeq names its product venom protease. The transcript has 8 exons. The coding region runs from base 598 to 1791 and encodes 397 amino acids. Gene Ontology annotation, biological process: proteolysis. The record is from RefSeq and is a predicted model, not a curated record. Gene Ontology annotation, molecular function: serine-type endopeptidase activity. NCBI's taxonomy places the organism in Eukaryota, Metazoa, Arthropoda, Insecta, Hemiptera, Delphacidae.
AAUAAUACUUUGCGUCAGGAGAAGAGUACGGCAACACAAACCUGCUAAAUUAUGAAAAAAGUAAUUGGGCAUUCAAGUCUCCGCGAAUAAUAAUAGGUUAUCGGUACUUUGUACCAAUCUUCUUUUCAGAGAUAGAUCUUCCACAUUAACUCGAAAACAGGUUCUUUGAAUUUAAUCACGCAUCAUUCUCAAUCGAGUUGAGGAAUCACAGAUUUAUAAUGAAAGCUGUUGUUUGUUGUGUGUGAUCUAUUUUCCGGGAAAAUUUGAACGAUUGGAAGAAUACAAAGAGUAGAGCAUGCUGUUCUGAACAUGCUACAAAUUGGCAAGUCCACUCCAUCGCAACGGCAGUAAACAGUGAGCUCUGCCUGCAGUAACACAUCGUUCUACGUUUUCCAAGUCGGUCUUCUUACUUCAAUGGUAUCCGUACCGGUUUAUAUGAACUAGUGUUUUUAUUUAUUUUUUUAAUUAGUAGUAAGUUUAUCAGUAAUCUUUUAUUUAGUGCGUGCUUUAACAUUAUCUUUGAAUUUCUUUAGAAGGACGAUCGACGGGUGUUCAUAAUUCAAAUUUUGCAACAUAUUUCUUGGAUAAACUUCAAAGAUGGCUACAAAAACGUCGAUUAUAAUUUAUCAAUUGAUCGCAAUUUGCAGUCUAGCUUCAAUAUCCUACUGUCAUGAACAGAGUCUUUUAGAUCGGAUUAGGAGUAAGAGACAAGUUCAUUACUUGGACACUGAUGCCAACGUCAAUUGUAGAACACCGGACAACGAAGAAGGAGAGUGCAUUUCGAUAUUGGAUUGCGAAUCGCUGUAUUCUAUCCUGGAGGACAGGAGAAGGACACCAGAAGAAUACAUGUUUCUGACGCAGUCGCAUUGCGGGUUUGAAGGUGAUCUGCCAAAGGUCUGUUGUCCUCUGGAAAGCAGUGAGCCCACCAUUCUUACUUCGACUACUGCAAAACCGCAACCAGUAGUCGAGUUGACCACUGAGUUCAGACCUCCAUCUUUCCCCAGCGGCACUGAUAACCGGGACAUGCCGCAGGAUUGUGGCAGAGCUGGCAGAAUCAUCAAUAGGAUCGUAGGAGGUCGACCAGCUCUACUACGAGACUGGCCGUGGAUGGCUCUGAUUGGCUACAACUCAAUGACCAGACCGGCUUGGAACUGUGCCGGUGCUUUGGUCUCUUCCAGAUAUGUGGUCACCGCUGCUCAUUGCAUUAUAGAUAAGAGAUUGACAAUUGUGAGACUGGGUGAUUUGGACUGGAACACGACUGCUGACAAUGCCAACCACGUAGACAUCCCUGUUGAGAGAGCCAUCAUGCACCCGCAGUACAAUCGAGCCAGGAGGACAUCUGACAUUGGGCUUGUGCGGCUCAGGCACGAAGUCACUUUUAAUGAUGACAUUAGGCCGAUUUGUUUACCCUCUUCGGAUCUACUGAGAGCGAGAAACUUGGACAGACUGUCGCCAUUCGUUGCUGGUUGGGGUUCAUUGGGAUUCAACAAGUCUGAGCAAUCGCAACUAUACGAAGCUCAAGUGGAUGUGCGAUCGAAUGAGCAGUGUGCAAAGGACUUUGCCAAACUGACACGAGUCACCAUCGACCACUCAAUCGUCUGUGCCGCGAGUCCAGGAGUGGAUGCCUGCUUGGGUGAUUCUGGUGGUCCUCUGAUGUUACCUCAUGAGAAUCGCUAUCAUCUGUAUGGAGUCGUAUCUUAUGGCAUCGGAUGCGCGAACCCCAUAUAUCCAGGCCUCUACGCAAGAGUCACUGAGUUCGUAGACUGGAUUGAAUCCAAUGUUUCAAGUUGAUGAGGACCAUGAACUUCUUAUGAAUAACUUUCAACACCUUGAAAUUAACUUGAAAAACUGUGAAACAUUGAACAUUGUACAUAAAUCACUUAAAAGUGAAGCGUCCAGUCGAUCAUCUCUGGAUUUGCCUAUGAAUAGACAAUAAAUGUGUAUAAUAUAGCCUAAUAAGCUUGAGAAUUACUAAUGAAAUGCGUAAUAAGAAGUUCGAAGUGUAGUACAUAAAAUAAAUUUCCCCUUUUAUAAUUAAACGGUUUCAGGUUGAAUUGUAUGUGUUAGGGUCAAGUUGGAAAGAGUAAUAAGAGGGGACUAGUAGACUAUUUAGAUAUAACGAAUCAUUUCGGUUAAUGUAGGUUAUUCUAGUAUCGUGAAGAAUAGCUUUGCAGAAGCUAGUGCAAUAUGAGAUUAAGCAAUUGUCACCCUUCAGCAUUCAAUUACCCUACCCAUUAAACUCCUCAUAAAUAAAGAAAAUGAAUCUUCAUUUUCGAGUCGAGUUAUUCAUUGUCAAGAUUGAGUGAUAGAGAGAACUUAAAAAGUCCCAACUCCGCCUUAGAAAGAAUUUUUCAUUUGAUUUCAUUUUUAGCGAUUCAGGUGAUCUCAGUCGUCUUUAUUUAUUGCGGUUUUCGCAUUGAAAUCCUAUGACAACAGAUCAAGUUAUAGUGUUUCACAUUCAUCCGUACUGUAUGUUGCAAUAAAUACCUGUUUCAAGUUAGUUUAUAGAGUUUUAUACUAUUAUAGUGUGAUUUUGUACAAUUUUGUGAAAUGUCUCUUGAUGAAUUUAGAAAUAUUAUGGGUAUGUUAGGGGGAAUAUGGAGCUAUUCUACUAUAGUAUUACCGUACGUUGAUACUAAAAGUUUUGUUUUAUGUAAAUAUAUAUCACCAAACUGAAAGAAACUUUUGACCAUUGGAUAAUUGUCGCUGCUUCUCUUAACUACAAACACUGAUCAAUAGCAGAAGUAUUUAGUACCGUAACUUCAAAUAUUUGGAAGGAGAAUGAUGAGUAAGUUAGGUUUUCCUUAAUUAAUAUUGUAAGUAGAUUUCACUUCACUUAUUAUUAUAUCAAUACCAGCUUAUAGUAACACACCAUACAAUGUGCUUUUCCUACCAUAAAACUUGUUAAGUUUUUCAUAUUGUAAGAAUUCUCAAUAAAUCUUGAAUUUAUAAUGGUUUAAUAACAGGCGAAACUAGUAUCAAUAUAAUUUUUGGUUGAUGCAUACAUAAUAUUAAUACUGUGCGAAGGGAUACUCGAUGGAAUUUUAGAUUGGUGAUUCGUAACUCUUAUUGUUCAUCAUACAUUUCUAUACCGUACUCUAUUUUUCAAGUGACGAUAUACCGGUACUUGAAAAUAAAGUACAGAUCCAAAACAGAGCCUUUAUUUGUUCAAUAUUGAUUAUUAAUAACACGGUUAUAAAUUUUCAGGUAUGAAUAUGGUUGUGAUAAUAUUAUAUUUUUAUUUAUUUAUAAACAGUCAUUAUCAUGUAGAAUUCUAGACAUACCUAACAAUUCUUAAAUGUAACUUACAGUAUGUUAGGAAGUGUAACUACUUAUAGUUUCACUUUUUUGGGUCAGUAAAAAAACUAGUGUAUAAACCUACUGUUCACACUAACUUCUUGUUCCCAUUUAAUGGUAAUUCUCUAAUCAUUUAAAUAUAAUAAAAUUUGUUUUUCUGUAAAA